AUGAAAAUCCGGAUUCCUAGUCUGUAUAUUGAGCAAACAAAAUCCGCGUUUGCAGAAGGCAAUGCGAGAUGGACAAACCAUGACCUAGAUCCAAUCCCUCAUCAUUUACGCAAAUGGGGAGUCUGGAGUUUUAUUGCGUACUGGAUCUCGGACGCCUUCAACGUGGGGGCCUGGCAAUUCUCUGGCAGCGUCAUCGCUGUUGGAUUGUCGUGGAAAGAAUCUUUAGCAAUUUCUGCACUUGGCUACUUUAUCAUAUCAUUUGUGAUUGCUUUGAAUGGGGCAACGGGCGUCAUACACCAUGCUCCCUUUCCCGUUAUCGCAAGGGCGAGUUGGGGCUUUUGGGGCUCCUAUGUUGCCGUAAUUUCAAGGCUUAUCCUCGCUUUAUUUUGGUUUUCGAUCAACAACAUGAAUGGGGGAAAUGCAAUUCGGAACAUGAUUGGCGCAAUCUGGCCGACUUUUCUCGAUUUGAAAAAUGAUAUUCCCGAGGAACAAGGAAUCACCACAAAUGGAAUGAUUAGCUACAUUAUAUUCUUCUUGUUGCAAUUCCCUUUCCUUUGCUUUCAUCCUAAUAAACUUCGAUGGUUGUUUGUAGCCAAAUCGACAGUGGUUCCAAUCGCUUGGGUUGCAAUGCUUAUUUGGGCUUUUAAAUCAACGGGUGGAGGAGAAAUAUUUAAACACCGUGCUUCCGUUACCGGAUCGGAGUAUAAGUGGGCCUUUCUCUCUAGCUUGACUUCUGCUAUUGGAAGUUACUCAACGUUGAGUGUUAAUCAAGCCGAUUUUUCUCGCUACUCACGAGUCAGCGUCAAGUGGCAGGCGAUGUACAUCCCAUUGCUACCGGCUAUCUUCACGUUUGUGUCUUUCAUUGGAACAGCUGUUUCGUCCGCCGGCCAGGCAAAAUAUGGUGGGGAUAUUCCCUGGGACCCAAAUACCUUAAUUUCUCUUUGGGAAAAUAGAGCAUGUCGCUUUUUUGCCGGGUUUUCGCUCGUCCUGGCGUCGAUUGGCUUGAACAUCUCUGCCAAUUCUCUGUCUGCGGCAAAUGACCUUACGGCCCUUGCACCCCGGUUUAUUAACAUCCGCCGUGGUCAAUUACUGUGUGGUUUUAUAUCAUGGCUUAUUAUGCCUUGGAAGAUUCUCAAGUCGGCAAAAGUGUUUUUAAACUUUAUGUCUGCAUAUGCGAUUUUCUUGGGACCAAUCGCUGGUAUUAUGCUAGCUGACUUUUGGGUGGUCAAAUGUCAGAAAUACGAUUGCAUGGCACUGUAUCACCCCAGGGGUAUUUACAGAUACUCUAAUGGGGUUAACUGGAGAGCCAUUGUAGCUUUCGUAGCGGGUGUGGCGCCCAGCUUGCCAGGCCUAAUCAAUUCGGUAAACGACGAAAUCAACGUCGGAACGGGUGUUUAUCCAUACAAAGUUGGAUGGUUUUUGGGCAUUGCAGGGACGAGCACCUUGUAUAUAGCCCUAUCUCGCCUCUUUCCCGCCCCAGAGACCCUCAUAGCUGAGGAGGUGCUUCCCGAUCAAGUUUACAUCCAGCGCUCUGAAAACAGCAACACCGCCGUAAAUUUCAGCCGGGAGCAGCUGAAAAGUGAGGUUUCGAGCAACAUCGUGCACGAAGCAAAAAAUGACGCGACCUAG
Ophidiomyces ophidiicola is the source of this 1629-nucleotide messenger RNA. RefSeq lists its product as uncharacterized. The transcript is spliced from 2 exons. Gene Ontology annotation, molecular function: nucleobase transmembrane transporter activity. Bases 1 to 1629 code for a protein of 542 amino acids. The record is from RefSeq and is a predicted model, not a curated record. Lineage: Eukaryota; Fungi; Ascomycota; Eurotiomycetes; Onygenales; Onygenaceae. Gene Ontology annotation, cellular component: plasma membrane. Gene Ontology annotation, biological process: transmembrane transport; nucleobase transport.